Volvox carteri f. nagariensis is the source of this 1965-nucleotide messenger RNA. RefSeq lists its product as uncharacterized. Gene Ontology annotation, cellular component: nucleus. The coding region runs from base 1 to 1965 and encodes 654 amino acids. Gene Ontology annotation, molecular function: ATP binding; nucleic acid binding. The record is from RefSeq and is a predicted model, not a curated record. The transcript has 10 exons. Lineage: Eukaryota; Viridiplantae; Chlorophyta; Chlorophyceae; Chlamydomonadales; Volvocaceae.
AUGACCAUAGCGCAGCCUGGGGUCGGGGGCUCAGAUGCCCCGAAGGGUCCGCCGAAGUCCAGGAGCGGCGAAACUUCAGGCGGAGCAGGACCUGUCCUCCCAUGGAUGUGCGUGCCCCUGACUAUAGAAUCUGGGAGUGGUAUUCCUGUCGAAAAAGUGCUAGGCCUGGAUGCUCGCCUGGCCUCUCAACUCCGCAACGGGUUUGGGUUUCCGGAACUGUUCCCUGUGCAAACAGCCGUGUGGCAGCACUCCGCGGGGGGGACCAGCACCGCACACGACCUCUGUGUAGCAGCGCCCACCGGCAGCGGCAAGACGCUGGCGUACGCGCUGCCUGUCGUCAACUCCCUUGCUGAUGUGGGCUGUCUUCGCGCACUGGUGGUGCUGCCCACCAGAGACUUGGCGGUGCAGGUAUACGACGUUUUUCGGCCGCUGUGUGAUGCCGUACAGCUUAACGUGGCGCUAGCGGCGGCUCGUACCUCAGAAGCGGCCGAGGCGGCGGCGAUUGUGGGGCUGCCGGCGUCGUCGUCGUCGUCGUCUCCGUUCGUCGCUGGCGGCGGCUCCGCCGCCGCCCCUGGCUGCCGCCGCGGCGCGGAUGUGCUGGUUGCGACUCCUGGUCGGCUGAUGUCGCACCUGAGUGGCUCGCCGGGUGUUUCUCUGCGGCACCUGCGCUUUCUGGUAGCGGACGAGACCGAUCGUCUUUUGCGUCAGAGCUACCAAAGUUGGUUGCCGCGACUACCAGAAGCUGUUCCGAAGCCAAAGCUCCAUAUAUCCCCCAGUGACUCCCCUAUUCUCUUUGGAUCACUGCCCCGCCACGCGCGCCGCUCGGCUUCGUCACAGACAUAUAUACCGUGUACACAUGUGAUGUGUAGGGUGGUCAAGAUUGUGGUGUCUGCCACUUUGACCCGCGACCCAGCCAAGCUACAGCGUCUGGCGUUGCACCAUCCACGAUUCGUCGCCACGGCGACAGCGGCCGGCGGCGGCGGCGGUGGCGCCGCAGCCGGGCGGUACUCACUACCUCGCAGCCUCUCCGAAUACCGAUUGAUGUGUUCUGCUGCCCGCAAGCCGUUGGUGCUGUUGGCAUUGCUUCAGGAGUGGUCGGGGCAGAGCACCAUCGUGUUCACCUCCUCCUUGGAAAUGACCCAUAAGCUGUUCCUCAUGCUGUCUGCCGUACAAGACCUCCCUGAUGAGGUGGUCGAGUACUCCAGCUUGGUGCCGGUGCGGGCCCGGGCAGCUGCUUUGGAGCGCUUCCGAACAGGUAGCGUUGAGCUGCUCGUGGCCUCGGACGCCAUGACGCGUGGAAUGGACGUGGACUGCGUGCAGAAUGUGAUUAACUACGACGCGCCUGUGUACGCCAAGACUUAUGUGCACCGUGCUGGCCGUACCGCCCGCGCCGGCAAGCCCGGCCGUGUCAUUACGCUGCUGCGCGACGAGGACAUGCGGCAUUUCAAGGCCAUGAUCCACAAGGCUGACAACAACUUUGUGCGCGAGUAUAAGCUCCCGUCGGAGCGUGUAGAGGCGCUGCGGCCUGCGCUGACGGGGGCGCUGCAGCAGCUGGAGGAAUUGUUGGCAGCGGAACGAGCGUCGGACAUGCAGCAGCAGCAGCAGCAACAACAACAGCAGGCAAAACAGCAGAAGCAGAAAGCGGUGACGCAAUUGCAAGGGUUCGAGAACGGAAAGCCUGAAGCGUUGGGGAAGGGCAAGCAGAAGGGCGUGGAGAAAGGGCAGCAGGCGGAGACAGCGGCAGAAGUGGCUGAGGGAAAGCGGCAGCAUCAAGCUCAAAAGGAUUCGGGAGGGCAGCAGAAGCACCCGACGCAAAGCGUGAAGGAAGGGGAUGAGGCACCGAGGCAGCGGGAGGAGGGGGCUCGAUUGAACGGCGCAGUCGGCGGGAAAAAGGGUCUGAAGCGGGACCGCGAGCAGCUUCCGGACGGAUCUCGAAAACGAAAAAUACGCGGGACAAAAAAGUAG